This is a messenger RNA of Corapipo altera (White-ruffed manakin), 2360 nucleotides long. Its product is annotated as osteocalcin-like. NCBI's taxonomy places the organism in Eukaryota, Metazoa, Chordata, Aves, Passeriformes, Pipridae. The transcript is spliced from 4 exons. Gene Ontology annotation, molecular function: calcium ion binding; structural constituent of bone; hydroxyapatite binding. The coding region runs from base 72 to 374 and encodes 100 amino acids. The record is from RefSeq and is a predicted model, not a curated record. Gene Ontology annotation, cellular component: extracellular region. Gene Ontology annotation, biological process: response to vitamin K; bone development; regulation of cellular response to insulin stimulus.
AAGCCACGGAGAACUUCAGUAACCUCCAGGAAAACUCUGAGGUUAGGGAGACUAGCACAGCCAAAGAAGACAUGAGGAGUCUGCUGGCACUGCUGAUUGUGACUCUGGCCCUGGUAGCACUCUGUUCUUGCGAGAAAGAUCCCAAAGAGCCUUCAGGAUCUCUCAGCGCUGACAGCAUCAAGAUUAAAAAAGAAGUUGCCAAUGCGUUUGUGAAGAGGCAGAAGAGGUCCAGCCUCUAUGAACGGUACUUCGAGUAUUAUAAAAAUCCAAUGGAGCAGAUGCAUGAGCGCUGUGAAAACUAUCCCCCCUGUGACUAUCUCUCUGACCAAAUAGGAUUUUCCUUGGCCUACAACCGUUUCUUUGGGAGAUACUAAGGAUUGGAAGGUCUCUUCAUUUGUUUGGCUUGGAACACUCUGAGCCCCACAAGAGAAAAAAGGUUGUGGGUGGAAGGAGGGAAGGGAAAUAUCCAAACUGGCAUCUACUUCCACUAUCUCCUUAACCAGCUGGAAUGCAAGGCAGUAAUUAUCCUACUUGUUGAGCUUACAUUAGCUUUCUUCCUUUCAUCAAAAAAAGUCUCUCUUUAGACACCUCCUGUGGUAUUUUGAGCUGCACCAGAAGACUGUCUUACCUCCUUCCAUCUGAAUCCCCAGGACACAAUAGGUGAAAAAAAUGGUGAUUGGUCUCAAGAAAACCAUUGCAUGCCUUAGAAACAAAACUAGACCUCUUAUACUUUUCUGAAAAAUGCAGGGGGAUUAUAGAAGAAUGUCACAAUUAUGAUGUUGUUACACAAUGUGCGUAAAUGUGACGGAUCUGAUCCUGGGAUGCUCACUGGGAGGGAGGAAGGAAGAACAGCUGCCUCCUGUUAGAAUUACUGGAAAGUUCAGUAUUUUCACAUAGUAUAAUCACACUAAGUAUGCAUCACACUAGGAUCACUUUAUAAAGAUAGAAGUGCGCAAAUACUAAUGCAUAGACAGAAAUCAGGUUCUGGUACAUUCUUCUGGUUAUUCUGUCACAAAAAUUGCCCAUAUAGCAACAACCAAGAAAUUCCAAAAGGAGUGUUUAAGGUGUGUUUCCUCCUUUUAGAUGAGCUCUUCCAUUUGUACACUGAAUUCGGUGACUGUCUGUAAAAAGCAACUUGGAAAUCUCUUGUUGUUUGUGGUUUUUUUUAACCAGUUUCUGGUGAAACUGAACAUACCCAAGCAGAACAAAAAACCAACCUGUUUGUCUCUAAUGCUAUAGCAUUUAUGCUUGAAACUAGAAGUGUCUAAGCAGCUAAAAAAAAAAGGUUAUGAAAUAAACAAAAAGAAAAUUGAUUCAAGAAUGGAUUGAAGUUGGUCAGCAUUUCAUUUAUUCAAGACAACUUGUAUCUAAAUAUAUAUAUAUAUAUAAUGUAUGUGUGUAUUUAUAUACAUAUUGUGUUCCCUCUGCACUACUUCAUUCUGUCCUCUGGUAUUAAUAUUAUACCUUAGCACUUUCUGCACAGCUUCUUUAAUAUGCUCUGUCAGCUUUCCUUCCCUGAGAGGUAGAUGGCAGAUCACAUCUCCAAGGACAAGGACUGCUGAUCCUCAGGAGACUGACAGAGAUCAAGUCUCUGGUUACAUGUAAGCUGCAGAUUGCAAUAAAUACUACUUAUGUAAAGCAGGUUGGUGUGCUGCUUCUCUCUGUUCCUCUGUACAACCUUUACCUGUGGUUAAAGAGGUGCCUGGAAGGUACAGCCUGCUUUUGUGAACCCUGAGGAGCAGGAACCGGGUGCAUGAGUCUUCCUCCUCUCCUCCCGUGCCCCAGUGUGAAUCAUAAGUGACUGUAUCGAAAUUCAGGUUGUAGUUCCAGCACUCUGUGAUGCUGAGGGAAAGGAGGGCCAGGCUUUUCCUGAUUCACCAUCUACCCAGUUCAGUGUUUUCCUGAAAGACCUAAGCCUGAAGUAAGGACACAGGAUAAGUCCACAGAGAUGGCUGCCAGAAGGAGUGUGAGCAUCUUGUUUGGCAAGCUGCUAUGACUUGUACCAGUUAUGCUGAUCUUGGCCAAGGAGAAGACACUUAAUAAAUAUCUCUGCAUGUCUUGGUCAAACACCUGUGACCUGUGACUGGUUCCUCUAUUGGCAUAAGCUGAUGGGGCUUCACUGCUCACAGCAAAACUCUCCUCUGAACACCAUCUAGUAAAAAUGAACAGAGUGCUUAUUGGAAGAAGUGAAAUUUUUGCUUGGAAAAAUACUAGAGAGAUUAGUGAAAUCCUAAUGUCUGGUGUAAUAAUAAAAUAAGGAUUUUGUUGUUGUUGUUGUAUGGUUUUGUUAGCACAAAAAGUUUCCUGUCUAUGUUUGGAUCAUUCUGUUAGUUUUAUAUUUUUUCUCUCCCUUUCAGUAA